GGGCGGGGCUACGAAGUUGUAAACGCGCAAGACAAGUUACUUAGGGAGGUAUGUGUAUAUAUAAGUGCGUGUGUUUUCUUUUAGCAUCAGAACGCACUUAGGUGAGUAAUGUCGUUCCGGAAAAGUGCCAGCUUGACAGGGUUUAAUGGCUGCUUUAGACGACUGCAGAUGUCGCGUGCGAGGCAGACGGAAGCUGUUCAUCACCAAAAGGCGCUCGCGCAUUUCCGUGGUGAGGGUCACGCGUUGUCUGGCACCGACAUCCACGUUGACUUCGAGCAGACUAAAGAGGCCUACAAGAGCAAAGGCACUGCGGAGCUACUCAGAGGUCUGAUAGUCCUGAAACUCUGCUCCUAUGACUUCCUUGUGGAUAAAAAUAAAGAGAUAAUGGACCUGAGCAAGAAGCUGCUGGGUCAGAGGUUGUUUGAGAAACUGAUGAAAAUGACAUUCUACGGUCAGUUUGUGGCAGGAGAAGAUCAUCAAUCCAUCAAACCCCUAAUUCGGAAGAACAGGGCUUUCGGAGUGGGAGCCGUGCUGGACUACUGCGUGGAGGAAGACCUGACGAAGGAAGAUUCUGAGACAAAAGAAAUGGAAUCGUGUGCGUCAGUGUCAGAAAAAGAAAACCCUGCCCAUCGCAGGGACGGUGUAACGAGCCCUCACACGUAUUUCUACGACGACGAAGUCAAAUGUGACCAGCACAUGGAGACGUUUCUCAAGUGCAUCAUGGCAUCAGGUGGAAGUUCAGAGGACGGUUUCUCUGCCAUUAAGAUGACCGCACUGGGACGCCCACAGUUCCUGCUGCAAUUUUCUGAGGUGCUGAUGAAAUGGAAACGUUUCUUCAGCCUCCUGGCGACGCAGCAGGGGAAAGACGGCCAAGAGGUGCUGGAGAGGAAACUGGACCUCGAGCAGCUGCAGACUUUUCUGAAACAGAUGGGAGGCAAAGGCGACAUCCAGGACUGGUUCACCAACGAGAAGCUGUGCUCGUCAGGCACCAUCGACAUUCUGGACUGGAACAGUCUGAUCGACGAAAGGAACAAGAUAUCAGAUCUUCUCAUGGUGCCCAACCUUGAGACGGGCCAGCUGGAGCCUUUGCUGAAAAAAUUCACUGAGGAAGAGGAGAAGCAGAUGAAGAGGAUGCUUCAGAGAGUUGAUGUACUUGCUAAACAAGCGGUACAGAACAGUGUGAGGUUGAUGGUAGAUGCAGAACAAACUUAUUUACAACCUGCCAUCAGCCACCUGACUUUGGAGACGCAGCGCAUAUUUAACCGAGACAAACCGGUCGUCUUUAACACCUACCAGUGUUAUCUGAAGGAAGCCUACGUGAACGUGUGCAUGGACGUAGAGCUGUCGAAGAGAGAGGGCUGGUGUUUCGGAGCUAAGCUCGUACGGGGUGCGUACAUGCAACAAGAGAGGAGUCGAGCUCAGGAGCUCGGCUACGAAGAUCCCAUCAACCCGGAUUACGCAUCCACAAGCCGGAUGUACCACAGGUGUUUGGACUACGUGCUGGAGGAAAUCGACAGGAACAGGAAAGCCAGUGUCAUGGUGGCGUCACACAACCUAGACAGCGUGAAACACACGAUCCAGAGGAUGAAUGAAAUGGGACUUGCACCGACUGACAGAAAGGUGUAUUUCGGUCAGCUGCUUGGGAUGUGUGACCAGAUCAGCUUUCCGUUAGGUCAGGCAGGUUUCCCAGUGUACAAGUACGUACCGUACGGACCGGUGAACGAGGUGAUCCCGUACCUGUCCCGACGUGCCCAGGAGAACCGAGGCAUUAUGAAAGGAGCACAGAUGGAGCGCAGUCUGUUGUGGAAAGAGCUCAAACGCAGACUCACCAGCAGAGAACUGUUCCACUCGCCUUCUGUGUAAAAGACACACACUCUUAUUUGCGCUUUACUCAGGAGACCUCCUCUGUCUAGGCCUGUUCUAAGUUAGACACCUACGGAGCUACUGAAUAAACUUCAGGCGCAUCUCGGGGGGAUUUAACCACGUCUGUUUUUUCUUCACCUCCUCUCUAUCCUGCCUUAUUUUCUCAAUUGUUACAGAGAAAGAAAAAAAAAACCAUGAUCCAUGAAUCGUAUGAGUUUUUUGUGCGGUUGUAUAAAAUGAAUUAACGAUGUCACGGUGUGAUGAAGAGCCGUCGCUGCUAUUUUGACAAUUUCAGCAUGAAAUUUUUUAAUGAUAGACUUUUUAUCAAUUUACAGUUACAGUUAAUGCUGUGGCACAUAAUACAUGUUACUUCCAGUGUUCGCUUACGCUACAACAAACUGUCCUUACUUUACCAUGAUAGGUGCAUGUAGCUUGUCAUGUUGCCUUGCACUGAAACUGGAGACUCCUUCCAACAAAUGUUAGUCUCCUUAAAAAAACUUAUAACACUUUACCGUAUAGUUGUUGCUAUAGUAACAGAAACGUAUUAGAACAUUUAAAUAAAUGUGUGAUUUGAGUGAUUUGCAGCUGAAAUCACUGACAGAGCUGCUGUUAUAGAAAAUUAAUAAACAACUUCUCACCAAUCAGAA
This is a messenger RNA of Tachysurus fulvidraco (yellow catfish), 2510 nucleotides long. RefSeq names its product proline dehydrogenase (oxidase) 1b (gene prodhb). Gene Ontology annotation, molecular function: FAD binding; proline dehydrogenase activity. Gene Ontology annotation, cellular component: mitochondrion. Bases 109 to 1863 code for a protein of 584 amino acids. The record is from RefSeq and is a predicted model, not a curated record. The transcript has 14 exons. Lineage: Eukaryota; Metazoa; Chordata; Actinopteri; Siluriformes; Bagridae.